Molecule: messenger RNA, 3240 nt
Organism: Dendrobium catenatum
Lineage: Eukaryota; Viridiplantae; Streptophyta; Magnoliopsida; Asparagales; Orchidaceae
Product: protein FAR1-RELATED SEQUENCE 5
Exons: 5
Coding region: 482-2674 (730 amino acids)
Biological process (GO): regulation of DNA-templated transcription
Molecular function (GO): zinc ion binding; sequence-specific DNA binding
Source: RefSeq, a predicted model, not a curated record
ACCCCCUUAGGCUUUCGUGUUAAGCAAACAGCUUCUGGUAGCCGUGUUUUGGUACUUGGAGCCUCACGGGUGAUCCGGCUUCACCGCGUCGUCUCCGCUUGCUUCCUUCCUCCAUUACCAUGUCGACUCGAAGGGCAAGAACCCUAGUACGCACCGACGAGCUUUUCUUCACCCGUGAAAGUACAAAGCUUACCUAUUUUAAGCUAUCCUUUUGUUACUCCAACGAAUCAGAGAAUGUAUCCAUUCUCUAAAAUCUGAGUCCCACUCGUUUUGGUUAGAAGCACAGCCUCCCUUAUUGACAUCUCGCUUUUUUAUUAUACCGUGCACGCUUUUGGAGAAAUUCCGAAUCUGCGAUGAUCUGCAACUUUCAAAGUAUUUUUUGUUUGGGCGAGAGUUGGGUUUCUUACUUUCUAUUUGCACAUCAGAGGCAGUAUUUCUCAGUCAAAUAGCUAGUGGCGCAGUGAGCUAAGUAAAAGCCGGGAUGCAUCUACCGGUUACUUCCGGCGACAUGGACUACGGUGAGAACGCCCACAGGCAGGAACAAGACCCCGAGGUUCAGAACGACGGUGAUGAUGGAAUGGAGGGGCCACUCAGAUGUCUUCGUUGCGGUACUAGUUCGAAGGCCACACCUCACAUGCGUCGUGGCCCUGAAGGACCACGGACCUUAUGCAAUGCUUGUGGAAUUGCUUGGACCAAGACUUUGAAUAAACAGGGUAAAAUGCGGAAAGUGAUUGAAUCUGAUAUUCAUAGAGAAGAUGGAACUGCACAAAUGGUUCCAGAAAUUGAUAUGGAAUUCGAAAGUGAAGACAAGGCAUAUGAAUUCUAUAACAAGUAUGCAGGAUUUAUUGGUUUCAGUGUCAGGAAAAGUUCAUCGGAUAAGUCCUCUGAAAAUAUCACUAGAUCCAGAACUUUUGUUUGCUCAAGGGAAGGAUUUCGCAAAGACAAGAAAGGCGCCAAGGAAGUGAAGAGACCACGACCUGAGACUAGGAUUGGCUGUCCGGCACGCAUGACAAUUAAAAUUACACCAACAGGUAACUACCGUGUUACUGAAUUCAUAGCAGAACAUAACCAUCAGCCUGCGCCGCCAUCAAGUACACACCUGCUAAGGUCUCAAAGGAUAACAAUGGAGGUUCAAGCUGCUGAUGCAGAGUUGUCAGAUGAUUCAGGAGCAACACCUAGAUCUGCCAAUGAGUCUAUGGGGAGACAAGUUGGUGGUUUUUGUAAUGUUAAUUUUCUUCCUUCAGAUUACAAAAAUUAUCUGAGUUCAAAGCGUAUGAAAGCAAUGCAGAUGGGAGAUGCUGGUUCUGUGUUGAAAUACUUGCAAAACAUGCAACUUAAUAGUCAAUCCUUCUUUUAUGCUAUACAGGUUGAUGAGGAUGAUAAACUGACCAAUAUUUUCUGGGCUGAUGAAAGAUCUGUGGUUGAUUUUAACUGCUUUGGUGAUGUUGUAUGUUUCGACACAACAUUCAAAAUAAAUGGUUAUGGAAGACCAUUCACACCAUUCCUUGGAGUUAAUCAUCAUAAACAAACGAUUAUCUUUGGUGCAGCUUUGCUCUAUGAUGAAUCUACUGAAUCUUUUAAGUGGCUAUUUGAGACAUUCAAAAUUGCAAUGCGUGGAAAGCAGCCAAAGACAAUACUUACAGACCUAUCAAUCACAUUAAGUAGUGCAAUAGCUGCAGUAUGGCCAGGAACAAAUCAUCGACUUUGUGAGUGGCAUGUCUACCAGAAUGCUGCCAAGCACCUCAAUCAGGUUUUUCAAGGUUCGAAGACUUUUGCGAAGGAUUUUAGCCGAUGCGUCUAUGAUUAUGAAGAAGAGGAAGACUUCUUGUUAGCAUGGAGAACAAUGUUGGAGAAGUAUGACCUCCAAAACAAUGAGUGGCUUUGUAAGUUGUUUGAAGACAGAGAGAAAUGGGCUUUGGCAUAUAAUCGCCAUAUCUUUUGUGCUGAUAUUAAAAGCACUCUUAGGAAUGAAAGUUUAAGUAGUGUGCUGAAAAAAUACCUGAGUCCGCAGCUCGAUCUUUUGUCAUUUUUCAAGCACUAUGAAAGAGUAGUAGAAGAGCAUCGUUAUUCAGAGCUACAAGCUGACUUCCAUGCAAGCCAAAGUUUCCCGAGAAUUCCUCCUUCAAAGAUGUUGAGGCAAGCUGCUAAUCUCUAUACACCUGUGGUGUUUGAAAUAUUCCGGAGAGAGUUUGAGAUGUUCAUGGAUUGUAUGUUAUUCAGCUGUGGUGAGGUUGAUACAAUUUCCGAUUAUAAAGUUGCGGUCACUGAGAAACCUAAAGAACAUUAUGUCAGAUUUGAUUCAAGUGACUGUUCUGUUGCAUGUAAUUGCAAAAAGUUUGAAUUCAUGGGAAUUCAAUGUUGCCAUGCGUUGAAAGUGCUUGAUUUUAGAAAUAUUAAAGAGUUACCACUGAAAUAUUUUUUGAAGAGAUGGACAAAGGAAGCAAAAAUGGGGAAGAAAAAGGAUGGUCAGUUGGCUACAAAUGAGUCUGAACCCAAAUCUCCUACAUCCACAUCGAUGCAUGCUCCCAUGGCAUUAUAUGGUCAGCACCAGGGGUUUCAUGGCUUGAACCAUUUCAACCAAGAUUCUCCAGCCUCUGACCUGCAUCAUCCAUUUCAUACAAACUCUCAUUUGGGUCAGGAAUUCUCUGCUCAGCAACCGCAGUUCACAUUAUGAAAGAAUUUGCCGCCUUUGAAUGCAUAUAGUGCACAGCCAUCAAAAGACAUGAAGAACUACAAAUUGCUGUUAGUUUAGUAAGGGCACGAUCUACAUUUGAUGGCAAAGUGUAUUAUUUGGUGAGAAUUUGUACCCAAUUUUAGUAGGCUGAUGGCUUCAAUAGGGAACUUUUCUCUCAGCACCACACUUAGGUUUCAUUUGGGACGGCUUUUUUACUACUUAAAACAGUUUUUUAGUACAAAAAAAUUUAAUUUUUGUACUAAAAAAUUGCUUUAAGAAGCAGUAUGAAAGCAGCCCCAAACAAAACCUUAGUUAAAUAUAAGGUGCAUCAAAUAAAAAGAAAAAGAAAUGCACAAUGGGGACUGUGCUUGUCUUUCAUGGUUUGCCCAAUACAUACAGCUAGAAUUGUACAUCUAUUAGCAAUAUGUAAUAGAGAUUGUUUUUAUGUUUCCAGAGAGUUGUGGGUUAUUUUAUGAAUCCUAUAUCUUCAUUUUUUAGCGUUAUAUAAGUUGUAGACUUUAUUCUAUGUAUUUUCUGGUACAAUUUCAGCCCUUGUUAUUCUUGCC